Molecule: messenger RNA, 1733 nt
Organism: Erigeron canadensis
Lineage: Eukaryota; Viridiplantae; Streptophyta; Magnoliopsida; Asterales; Asteraceae
Product: aspartic proteinase Asp1-like
Exons: 9
Coding region: 239-1555 (438 amino acids)
Biological process (GO): proteolysis
Molecular function (GO): aspartic-type endopeptidase activity
Source: RefSeq, a predicted model, not a curated record
AACGAAUUAUCACGAAAGAAGAGUCACAAUAUAUAUGUUGUUUAUUAGAUAGAUUGUUGUUGAUGAUGAUGAUGAUGAUGAUGUAAUAACCGCGUGAGGCAUUUCCAAGACACAUAAAAAGCAAGUCCAAGUCUCUUGUCUGCUCCCUCUUUCUCUCUGAGUCAACAGAAAACCCCCAUCAUUUCAUUCCAACUCUGUAUCUAAAAAUAAUUGAUUGAUUGAGAGCACUCACUGAAAUAUGCAUUCAGAAAUGAAGUUGAUGAUAAUAAUAAUAUCUGUGUUAGCGGCGGUGGCAUUAAUUCAAGGAUGUUACUCUGCUGCAAAUCGCCACUCCAAAUCCCCAACCUCUUCCGUCGUCUUUCCGGUCACCGGAAAUGUUUAUCCCAGGGGGUACUAUCAUGCGACAGUGAACAUUGGAAAUCCGCCAAAACCUUAUUUCUUAGAUAUUGACACCGGCAGUGAUCUCACUUGGCUUCAGUGUGAUGUACCUUGUGUCAAAUGUCUCCCGGCACCUCACAAGCCUUAUAAGCCUAACAAAGACCUUGUGGCAUGCAUGGAUCCACUGUGUGCAUCUGUUCACUGGCCAGAUAACUACGACUGUAAGUCUUCACAGGAUCAGUGUGACUAUGAAGUUCAGUAUGCCGAUCAUGGUUCGUCUCUUGGUCUAUUGGUUAAAGAUUGGUUUCCCUUACAAUACAUCAAUGGAAGUGUAGCCAAACCUCGUCUUGCAUUUGGAUGUGGUUACAAUCAAGAAGUUCUAGCCUCUAUGGACCCACCGUACACUGAUGGGAUUCUUGGUCUAGGGGUAGGCAAAGCAAGCAUCUUACAACAGCUACAUGAACUUGGUGUCACAAAAAAUGUAGUGGGCCAUUGUCUUAGUGCACAAGGAGACGGAUAUUUGUUUUUUGGUGAUGAACUUGUUCCUUCUGCAGGGGUGGUCUGGACACCCAUGUCAACAACUGAUAUAGAAAAACACUACUCACUGGGAACUGCCGAGCUCUAUGUUGGUGGAAAGAAAAGUGGGAUAAAAGGCCUCCCCAUAGUGUUUGAUAGUGGAAGUACCUACACUUAUUUGAAUGCAGAAGCUUAUAAAGCUCUACUUUCAAUGCUUAUGAAAGACUUAAAGGGAAAGCACAUUGACAUUGCAACUGAUGAUGAAAGCCUUCCUGUAUGUUGGAAAGGAUCAAAACCUUUCAAAUCUAUUCAAGAUGUCAAAAACCUUUUUAAGCCAAUAAUGUUGAGCUUUGCAAACUCAAAGAAUGCUCGGUUGCAGUUUGACCCUGAAGCAUAUCUUAUUAUCAGUAAACAUGGAAAUGUUUGUCUUGGGAUCUUGAAUGGCUCAGAAGUCGGCCUAGAAAGUGUUAAUCUAAUUGGAGACAUUUCAAUGCUAGACAAAAUUAUCCUCUAUGACAAUGAGAAUCAACGAAUAGGAUGGGCUCCUGCAAACUGCAACAAGCUUCCGAGCGUAGGUGACAGAGAUCCAGAUUAUGGAGGCCUUUGCAGGACCUAUGGUUCAAGCAUGGGCAUUUUUCAGUCCCAUUGUGCUGCAUAUUGACCUGUUAACUAGCUAAGAAGAUUGAUAAAUAAAAAGCUUCCACACUCUGAUGGAAGACACAAUUAUUAUAUAUUGCUAGUAAAUACAUAAGUUGUUACAAGAUGUAACUUUUAGUAGUAACAGAUGUACAUUCUGGGACAUGAAAAUUUUGAGGAAAACCAAGACUAUUUCAAAGGUU